Molecule: messenger RNA, 2152 nt
Organism: Corticium candelabrum
Lineage: Eukaryota; Metazoa; Porifera; Homoscleromorpha; Homosclerophorida; Plakinidae
Product: probable serine/threonine-protein kinase drkA
Exons: 2
Coding region: 206-2068 (620 amino acids)
Biological process (GO): signal transduction; protein phosphorylation
Cellular component (GO): cytoplasm
Molecular function (GO): protein binding; protein kinase activity; ATP binding
Source: RefSeq, a predicted model, not a curated record
CUGGAGUUUCACUUUACCCCCACUUACAGAUCCCGUAGAUCUUUCAUACGAGCAAUCUAAUGCGAAGUGGCUUUUGCUAAACGAUUCCGGUCCAAACAAUUCCUAUUUAUCCUCUUUAGUCAAAAUUGACCAAACUCUUUAUGUAUAUGGUGGAUCCGGACCCGACCAUAGUUUUUCCCUAACUGAAAAAAGUUCAUCUUUUAUUAUGAAAAUGAAAUGCAAUUGCUCAAAUAGUCUGUGGAAGUACAACCUAUCAAGCAAAGUUGGAUGGCAAGAGAUCAUUUACUCAGGCUUAGGUCCAGGCAAACUGUGUACACCUACUGCCAACCAGUUUGGUGACCACAUGCUGAUCACAGGCGGUUGCAGUAGCUACUUUGAAGUGCGAUUUAAUGUCGAGACGCAACUUCCAGAAUAUCGCUGUCCAUUGGAACCAGCAACGGCAGGCGUGUGGAUGUAUGACCCUGCAUCUGUACGAUGGUUGCGGUUGAUCAGUCAACCAGCUUAUCGCGACACCAUACUCGGUCCGACGGUUAUUGUUUGGAACGACCUUCUCUUGUAUUUCGGUGGAAUUCCAACGAAUUCACUUUCAUCAGGCGACAUCUUGGAAGACUGGAGUGGUUUUUAUAUGUACAGACCGGCCUGCCCACCAGGCACGCAAAGUGCUGAUAUUAUGAAAUACGCGUGUUCUGAUUGCUCUGUGGGCUCUUACGCUGCCACGUCUAAUUCCAGCUGCUCUCGAUGUCCACUCGGUCUCACCACAUUAGGUAAAGCGUCUACAAACGAGGAAAUGUGCAGACAGUGUGUGCCCGGAUAUUGUGGUCACGGUACAUGUACUGUUACGUUGAUAGGUCCGGAGCCCAACUGCGUAUGCCAAUUCGGAUUUACCAACGAUGAAGACGGACUGUGUACCGUUCCAACCUACUAUAUGGCUGGAUCGGGAUUUCUAGCAGGAGUCGUUCUUCUUGCACUCGUCGCCGUUAUGGUGGCCAAAUUUCGAAGAACAAGAAGAAAUCACGAUGACAUGAUCAGACACAAGGAGCUAGAGUUAACAGAGCUCACUAACAGCUGGAACAUCGACUCUAGAGAGUUAGCACUGCGACAACGGAUCGAUCGAGACUCUCCCGGAGGAUACGGCGAGGUCUAUCAAGCGGAGUAUAGAGAGAUGAUCGUGGCAGUCAAGAAGUUGCAAGGAAUCCAUCAACAUCUCGACAGAAUCGAGUUGGAGUUCGAGCGGGAGAUCGAGGUGAUGAGAACCAUUAGACAUCCGAACAUCGUUCUGUUUCUUGGAGGCGGUCGCUACCAUGACGACGGUUGCCCAUUUCUCGUUGUGGAGUAUAUGGCUAGAGGGUCAUUGGCGGCGAUUCUAAAAAACGAAGACAUCGAGUUGGAAGAUAGUCUGAAACUAAGGUUUACUCUAGAGGCAGCCAAAGGACUGAGAUUUCUUCACAGUCAACGUCCUCCUCGUGUGCACCGUGACCUUAAGAGUGGUAAUCUGUUGGUCAGCCAGCGAUGGGUAGUCAAGGUGGCCGAUUUUGGAGCAGCUCGAUUGGUACGAGAAGAAGGCAAGAAUCAAGAGUCUGUUAGAGGAGAGGGACCACUCGAUCCAGAAGCUCCACUACUUCAUGCAGACUAUCAGCUAUCGCUGUGUGUGGGAACGCCACAUUGGUGUGCACCAGAGAUACUGUGUGCAGACAAAUACGGAACACCUGCGGAUGUCUACAGUUUUGGUAUCGUGAUGUGGGAAAUUUGGUCAAGAAAAGUUCCAUAUGAAGAUUGUCAUUUCCGUUCUGUUAUCGACUUGAAGUCAGCCGUUUUGAGGGGAGUAAGGCCUACCAUAUCUGAUGAUACACAAAAUGAUUACGUCAACUUCAUGCGUCGCUGUUGGGCAGCAGACAGUGCCGCUCGACCUUCGUUUCAAGAAGUGGUGUCCCGGAUAGAUGAUAUGAUUGAGGGUGACGCUCUUGUCAGUGAGGAGAGACAAUACAGUGGCGUAGCCAGGUGUACCGUUUGGAGGUUGCACACAGAAUCUGAGACUGAUGAGACACAGAAGUAUCCGUUGAUUCAAUGAAAACAAUGACUGCGAACAUUAAUUACGUGCUGAUAUCUAUCUUAUCUGUAUACUAAUAAAAUUGACGGUGUUUGUAUGUAUAUA